AUGGAUGCACAUCCAUGGCGGCAGAAAGCACAGGCCGACGCGGCUCUGGUAGAGGAGGAAAAGGGCGUGGCGGUACCGCAAGGCGGCGUCCUCGGCUGCGCCACGGCCACAAGCUUGGUCGCAUGUGUCGCCGCCGCCGCUGUCUUCCUCGUCCGCGCAGCCACCGCCGUCUUCUUCGUCCGCAUAGCCGCCGCCGUCUUCCUCUUCUGCGCCGCUGCCGCCAACUUCGUCGUUGCGCCUCCGUCGGUUGCUUCGUCGUCUCCUAUCCCUCAACAGCAAGUCGUGCCUCCCCAGCGCUUGCGCCUCCGUCGGCUGCUUCGCCGCCUCCUGCACCUCAACAGCAAGUUUAGUCUGUAUCCUAUUUUACUUGAAAUUACAUGUUUCAUGAAGGGUUACAUGAUUUGGACCAAACAUGGAGAUGGUCAUAGUUCCACGUCUUAUGAAAUUGGCGAACUAGCCAACACCGAUGUCGAGGGAUCUAAUAUGCAUGCCGAGGAACCCAAUAUGGCUAUUCAGGCAUGGUUGUCGAGAAACAACACCACUACCCAAACAAAUCCUGUUAUGAUAGACGUUGCUGAUGAUUUCUUUGGUGGCAAAGGUGAAGGUGAUUACCAUGUCGAUGAAAAUGAACAAGCAAAAUUCUUAACUAUUGCAAUGUUAUUCGAAGGCAUCAAUGUUCUUUGCGAAAGGUAUGGAGCUCUUGAAGAUGGCAGCGAAGGAGUCUAA
Messenger RNA from Miscanthus lutarioriparius, 726 nucleotides. Lineage: Eukaryota; Viridiplantae; Streptophyta; Magnoliopsida; Poales; Poaceae. The record is from the annotation of a GenBank genome assembly.